UCGCCUGGAGUUCGUCGGGAGAGGCGGCUGCCCUUUCUGCCUCCUCCGUCCGCUGUGAGUGGGGUGCGGAGAGGCUGCCGGGGAGCCUUUGCGGAAACACCGAUCCCGACGAGGGACUCCCGAGUUGCGUGAGUGGCGGCUCUGCCCGUGCAAAGGGGCCCCUUGCUGGAGGGUUGCAGAAACUAAACUCAUCACAACAACCUUCCUAACAACAAAAGGUACACUUGGGAGAAGAUUCUGGAUAGCUUUUGUAAUCAAUCCUGCAGCUCCAGGAAUCGUCCUAUGAAUUGAAAGGUCCACAUUUGGAGAUCCACAAGAUUCCUCAGAACUAUCUGGAAUUUCCUUACCGGACAGAGAAAGAAUGCAGAAAGAAGUGUUAGGAAGUGAGGGAACUGGAAAAGGCCCCUUAGCUGUUCACCCUGGCAGCUGUGGGUUGAUCUGGCCAAGAACUGGGCAGAAGAUCCUGGAGAAGGAAACCAUCAUCCGUUCAGAGAUUCAGACAUGCAGCUUCAGAAACAUCCAAUACCAGGAAGCGGGAGGUCCCCGAGGACUUUGCAGCCAACUCCACAACUUUUAUAGUCAAUGGCUGAGAUUAGAAAAGCACACUAAAACUCAAAUGUUGGACCUGGUGGUUCUGGAGCAGCUCCUGGCCCUUCUGCCCCUGCCAAUGAAGAGCUGGGUGCGGGAGUGUGGAGCAGAGACCAGCUCCCAAGCGGUGGCCCUGGCGGAAGGCUUCCUCCUGAGUCAGAGAGAGGAGCAGAAGGAGGAAGUCGAAUUGCAGUCUUUCACGCUGCAGGCCAGAGAACCUAUGAGAAAGAGGAAUCCAUCAAAUCCCCCUCGGGAGCUGUUUUCCAAGGGGGUCUAUCAUGAAUCCGCAAGCGAGGACAUCUCAGAUGGGAAAAACAAAAUGAAUUUGACUCCUUUUUAUGGUGGUGCUGAAAUUCUGAUUGAAGCUCCAAAAGAAGGUCUCGUGUCCUUUAAGGAGGUGGCUGUGUAUUUCUCCGAAGAGGAGUGGUCUCAGCUGGAUGCUGACCAAAAAGCACUGUAUCGGGAAGUCAUGCUGGAAAAUCAUAGGAACGUGGCCUCUUUGGGUAAUAAUGGGGAGGAAGAUGAAGAUUCCAGAGAACUAUUCCAAAUGAUCAGUCGUUCAUACAGUAUGAAGAACCCUGCAGUUCUAAUGGAAGUAGAAAGCCAUGAAAGAAACCACUCAAAUAAUUGGAAUCAGGAAAGUUCACCUUCUAUUCAAGCAGCAAUGAAAGCCUCUGUGGCCCAGCAAGGAAAAAUAAAAAAGAAAUAUAUUGGAAAAUGUAUGGAAGUAUUCAUAAACAAAUUAGAUGUAGAGAAACACCAUCAAACCCAAAUCAAAGGAGAUAAUAUAUAUAGAGACAAUGGAAAAAACUAUAAAUGGACCCUGUCUCUUCCUCAUAAAAAUGGGCCCUGUGUAUCUCAAAAAAGGACCCAUGUAGGAGGGAAGACACAUGAAUCCAUGGAGUGUGGAAAGAGCUUUAUUAAGAACAGUCAACUUAUUUACCAUAAAAGGAUCCAUGACGCAAAGAAAAGAUAUAAAUGCAUGGAAUGUGGUAAAGGUUUUGCUGAAAACGAUAAACUUACACAUCAUAAAAGGAUCCACACAGGGGAGAAGCCCUAUAAAUGCAUGGAAUGCGGGAAGAGUUUUUCCACAAAGACGUAUCUUAAGACCCAUGAAAUGAUCCACACAGGGGAGAAUCCUUACGAAUGCAUUGAAUGUGGAAAGAGUUUUUCUACAAAGUCAUAUCUUAACACCCAUGAAAGGAUCCACACAGGGGAGAAUCCUUAUAAAUGCAUGGAAUGUGGAAAGAGUUUUUCUACUAAGGCGUAUCUUAAGACUCAUGAAAGGAUUCACACAGGGGAGAAUCCUUACAAAUGCAUGGAAUGUGGAAAGUUUUUCUACGAAGGCAUUCUUAAGACUCAUGAAAGUAUUCACACAGGGGAGAAUCCUUAUAAAUGCACGGAAUGUGGAAAGAGUUUUUCUACGAAGGCGUAUCUUAAGACUCAUGGAAGGAUUCACACAGGGGAGAAUCCUUACAAAUGCAUGGAAUGUGGAAAGAGUUUUUCCACAAAGACGUAUCUUAAGACCCAUGAAACGAUCCACACAGGGGAGAAUCCUUAUACAUGCAUGAAAUGUGGAAAGAGUUUUUCUGCGAAGAUGUAUCUUAACACACAUGAAAAGAUCCACACAGGAGAGAAUCCUUAUAGAUGCAUGGAAUGUGGAAAGAGUUUCUCUACGAAGACGAAUCUUAAGACUCAUGAAAGGAUCCACACAGGAGAGAAGCCCUAUAAAUGCAUGGAAUGUGGAAAGAGUUUUUCUACAAAGACAUAUCUUAAGACCCAUGAAAGGAUCCACACAGGAGAGAAGCCCUAUAAAUGCAUGGAAUGUGGAAAGAGCUUCUCUCACGGUAGCGACCUUACUUGCCAUAAAAAGAUCCACACAGGGGAGAGGCCACAUACAUGCAUGGAGUGUGGAAAGAGCUUUAUUAAGAACUGUGAGCUUGUUUACCAUAGUAGGAUCCAUACAGGGGAGAAGCCGUAUAAAUGCAUGGAGUGUGGAAAAUCCUUUACUGGCUGUAGUAAUCUUAUUACUCAUAAAAAGACCCACACAGGGGAGAAGUAUAAAUGUAUGGAAUGUGGAAAGAGGUUUUCUACAAAGACGUAUCUUAAUAUCCAUAAAAGGAUCCACACAGGGGAUGGGCGUUAUACAUGUAUGGUGUGUGGAAAAAGUUUUAUUACGAGCAGUAAUCUUAACUCACAUAAACGGACCCACACAGUGUAGAAGCCAUAUCAGUCUUUGGAAUAAGGAAAAAAACUUCAGCAGGAUGAAUGAAAUGAUAGGUUUAGUUGUUGAAACAUGUGCAUUUCCUAAUUACGUUUACUGAAUUAGAAUUUUUUUUCAGCCUGAUCUUCACAACUGGAAGCCAAGAGACAUGAAUUUGUUAAUGGAAACCAAAGACUAAGCAUGUGGUGGUUUAAUUAUGAAUAGUGGAUUUUGUAACCACUGUCAUUUGAAGGUCAGCCAUGCCAUUUCACAUGAAUAAGAGAACAUCUUUCUUUCUUCACGUUUAUUGCAUUUUCGAUUGGAUCAUAAUAAAGCCUAAACCCCCAAUAAAAAUUUAACUUUUGAGAGCAAGCACAAUUCAAGGCAUUAUACGGGAAAGCUAUAAAUCAGGAAAGAUUUAUAGGAGUUAUAGCUAAAUAUAAAUUACCAAAGAACAAAUGAUGCUAAAAAAUAUACCUUAUGAAUAGAACAGUUUAAGUAGCAAAUCUUUUGCAGUUAAGCUUGUAUAGCUGUCGUUAGAAGUUACAUAAUGAAUUGCAAGAUGUUGAAAGUGGAAAUGUCUUGGGAUAUUGUGCUAAAUUACAAGAACGUUCAAAAGGGAGAUUUCUGGUGACCGUGUAACAGAUUGCCUAACCUAUACUGGAUUUACAAUCACCAUGGUGUAUUCAGUUUGGACAAGGGGCUCAUCUGAGAAUGUAUCCCAGUAUUGAGCUGGAUAAUGAUUGUUCUAGGAGGGAUGUGAUCAGGCAGCUAUUUAAUAGAUGUUUCUUCCAUAAUAAGCAAAAGGAGGUGCAUGUCCCUGAUGCGUCUCUUCAAGACAAAACUUUUUAAAAUCUUAUUUCCUCUCUAGGAGAAAUGAGAACGGGAACUUCUGGAGUGUGAGGAUACAAAAAAGUACACUGUAAACACUUUCCAGUCCAGAUGCUUCAUCCAAGAAGCAUCUGAGGAUGCUUCUUCAAAACUGAAGAUGCUCCUUGGCUAAGAAGCGAAACAUCUUCAAGAAAAUAGAAAGCCCAGUUGCCUUUUGAAAAAGUACCUUUGGCAUUCCUUGGCAAAUCUAGAGGAGCAAAAAGGGUUUUCAUAUGUAAACAUAGAGAAAGGAGAUAGAGAUAGAAAUAGAUAGGUCAAGUAAGAUAGAAAUAGUUACUAAUCUGUGGGUAAUAGAUUAAAAUUAGCAAGGGGCGGUUAGCAUUAAUAUAACUAGGAGUUUAAGUGUGUCUAAUAAAGUUUUUUAUGCAAAAAACAAAUGCUGUCUUUCUUUCUGUUUAUCAUAAUCAGAAAAGCCCUAACAAUUGUUUAUUGGCAAAAAAAAAAUAGGAAGGUUUUGGGUGGGGGAGAAACAUCUGCGUUUCAGAGGCUCCUGGGCUGAAGCUGUUUCUUCAAACAGUACCCACGGAUGAUUCUACGUCAAGAUGGAGAAAAGGCACCAAUUCCAGUUUUCUGCCAGUUAUUCUCCAAUUUUUCAUUAGAGAAAUGGAAAUCAGAGUAGCAGUCAUCCGAAAUUAGAAACCAAUUGUACUUUUCUUUUUAUUCAUGAUUUGGAGAUAACCAUAUCCUUGCCUUAAAUUCUAGAAAGGUCUUAAGUAUUUCCUGUGGAUGCUUUGGAUUCAACCCCUAAAUAAAACAUUUUUCCUCUUC
Molecule: messenger RNA, 4450 nt
Organism: Pantherophis guttatus
Lineage: Eukaryota; Metazoa; Chordata; Lepidosauria; Squamata; Colubridae
Source: RefSeq, a predicted model, not a curated record